AUUCUGCAGCAGCAAAUAACAAUAAAAACAACAACAGCAACAGCAGCAACCCCACAAUAUUUACUGCGUCGCAGUUUUUACCGUUGAAGUCAGCAACAGCAGCAGAGCUUCUUCUUGUAGCCGAAUUUCGUGGAGAAAAAAGAUCAACAACAAUAAGAAUAACAAACACGAGGACACACGCAAUAAUUAAUAGAAAAACAGCAAGAACAGGAGAAUUGCGAUUUAAACAAAUAAGUUUGCUAUAUAGUAAAUAUCGUUUGGAUAUCGUAUAUAUACGAUAUAUAUGUAUAUAUAUAUAGCGUUGUAUAAGUAAAAGUCGCGCAAGGAAACGUCAUUGAACGCACGGACGGCGCAGCCAACGAGCUGUUGUCUGUGCCGGGGCGGAGGAGGAGGAGGAGGUGGGGUAAACAACAACACACCACACAACAACAACAACAACGUCAACCUCAACAAAUUGUCGCUUGUCACACCCACACACACACAUUAGCUGCUUUAACCUCGGCAUCAAAAUGAUCUCAAACAAAAAGGCAUACGCGAUGAAGAUGCUUCAACUGGCUUUGGCCUUGAGCCUGCUCCACGUUGACACCGAUUACUCAUCGCUGCUGCUGCAGCAGCGACUGCGUCGCUGGGACGCUCAACUCGAGCUGCCCCACGGCGAUGGCUGGGAACUGGAAAUGCUUCGCACCGUGCCCAUGAUGGAGUCACAGCAUCAACCCUAUGGCAAUCGCAAGGGUGGAAUGGCGCCGCUUCUCCUCGAGGAUCUGUUGCACUUUGAUGAGCCAGCUCUGAAUCAUGGCAACUCUGGUGGGGAAUACAAGUUACCGCUGGGCAGCUUUAAUGCCAGCACCUUUGUCAUGAAUCUGCACAACACAACCGGGAAUAAUAGUGUGCAAACAGCGGCUCUGCAGGACCUUCAAAGUAAUCCAAGUGGUGGAGCAAGUGCGUCGGUGACUGUUGGCAACACGGCGGCAGCUGCAGCGGCAGCCUCUGCGGCUGGAAAUGGAGCAGCAAGUGCAGCCUUGGGAGAGAUUCACAUCAAUACGACCACGAAUAGUUCGCCACUUGCUGCUGCUCAGGAAUUGGAUAUCUUUUUGUCGCCCGAUUUGCUGCAGGAUCAACGCUCGAUAUGGGAACAGAAUCUGGCUGAUCUCCAUGAUUAUGGCGAUCUGCCUUUCAGCAAUCCUUAUGCUAAUUUGCCACUCAAAGAUGGCCAACAACAGGCGCAUAAUAACACGCAAUUGGAUUUGAGCUUGGCUGCUUUUAUUCAUGGAUUCGCUGGCAGUGCCAAUGUGUUGACUCAACCAAGUGCGGAUACACCGAAUGCCUUGAAUGACAGCACUCCGCAUCCGAGUAGCUCGGGUAGUUUGACUGUCUUUGGACCCGAUAACGAUAGCAAUGACGAUGAGGAUGAUUUGCUGUUGAGUCGCCUAUUCGGAGAGCACGAUGCCGAUGCGGAUUUACAGGAUUGCGCUGGCGUGUCGAAUGCCUGCGAAGUCGAGGGAUUGACCAGCGAGGAGCCAUUUGGCAUUGUCAACGAAGUGGAGGUCGUUGAGGAGGAAAGUGAAAUCGCUGAGGUGCUGUACAAGCAGGAUGUUGAUUUGGGCUUUAGCCUCGAUCAGGAGCAGAUCAUCAAUGCUUCCUAUGCCAGCGGAAAUAGCGCUACCAAUGGCCGAACCAUCAAGGACUCCGAUCCCGAGAAGGAGAAGGUCGAUGGUGAGCAGGCGAAGAAGGUCAACGCUGCUGCUGGCAACGAUAAGCGUGAUGCCAAUGCUGCUGAUGAUAUCGAGAAGCUGAAAGCUUUGGAAGAGCUUCAGCAAGAUAAGGCUGCUGAUGACAAGGACCCAUCGCAGGAUUUGGAUGAUCUAUCGAUCGAAUGGAAUGGCGUUCCCUUUACCAUUGAUAACGAAACUGGUGAAUACAUUCGCUUGCCGCUGGAUGAGCUGCUCAACGACGUGCUGCAGCUCUCUCAGUUCCCACUCGAAGACGACGAGUUAAACAACGAUUCGGUUGCAUCCACUUCGCAGGCUGCUGCAGCCGCAUUGAACAAUAAACCGGCAACGCGUAUUGUCUCCGAGACCGGUGAGGAUUUGAUCUUUGAGGAGAAGAGCGACGCGGAUACCGAAGCGGAGAACAGCGAGGAUAAGGAUAAGGACGAUAACGAGGCAAACUUUUCGGGCAGUGACUUUGAGGAUCUGCAAGAUUCUGUGGGCUCGCCCCUGUUCGAUUUAGAUGAGGAGGCCAAAAAGGAACUAGACGAAAUGUUGCAAUCCACCGCACCGCCCUACCACCACGCCCACUCGCACGCACACGCCCACGCCCACUCGCAUCCACAUGUGUCGCCACAUGUGGCGCAUCCGCAUCCCCAUCCCCAUUCGCAUCAUCAUGCCGCUGCCGCAGCGCAUCAUCAUCAUCAUGCCGCACAUCAUGCGGCCGCUGCGGCAGCUGCACAUCAGCGUGCGGUGCAAGCGAGCGCCAACUAUGCCACCGUUGGCAGCGCCUCGGGCAGCGCCUUUCAACGCCAGCCCCCAGCUUCGACUGCUGCUGGGUUCCAUCAUGGGCAUCAUCAGGGCCGCAUGCCGCGCUUGAAUCGCAGCGUCUCCAUGGAACGUCUGCAGGAUCUGGCCACCUGGAUCAGUCCCAUUCCCAGCAUGGGCGUGGCCGAUAUGCCGCCCUAUCCGCCCCACUACACCGGCUACUCGUACCAAGGUCCCGCCGCAGCCAGCGCCCAGCAAUACGGUCAGGCAGCUGGCACUUUGCCGCCACCGCCGCCACCACCGCAUCACGGACAUGCUGCUGCUGCCAUGAUGCAUGCCACCAACUCGACGUUGGGUGAUCUGUGCUCCGCUGCCGGCGGUCAGCCGCAUUAUGGCCACAAUCUUGGCUCGGCGGUCACCUCGAGCAUGCAUUUGACCAACUCCAGCCAUGAGGCUGAUGGCGCUGCCGCUGCUGCUGCGGCUGCUGCCGCCGCCGCUGCCGCUGCUGGCAGCAACUAUAAGAUGGAGCAUGACAUGAUGUAUUAUGCGAACACUUCGUCGGACAUGAAUCAUACGGAUGGAUUUAUUAAUUCGAUUUUCAAUGAUGAGGAUCUUCAUUUGAUGGAUAUGACAGAAAGUUUCUGUCGGAUGGUGGACAACAGCACCAGCAACAACUCUUCGGUGCUGGGAUUGCCAAGCAGCGGACAUGUCAGCAACGCGGGCAGCUCAACUGUGACUGGGGGCAGUCAUGCGAAUGUGAAUGCGCUCAACAGCAGCGGUGCAGUUGGCGGUGCUGCCUCUAUGAGCGGUGGCAACGGUGCAACGGCUGUGGGCGGUCCUGGUGGCAUGACCAGCGAUCUAUUGGCAAACACAGCGGGCGCUCAAGGUGGCGCCGAUCGCUUAGACGCGUCCAGUGACAGUGCCGUCAGUUCGAUGGGCUCCGAACGUGUGCCAUCGCUAUCCGACGGCGAAUGGGGUGAGGGCAGCGACUCUGCGCAGGAUUAUCAUCAGGCCAAAUAUGGCGGACCCUAUGACUUUAGCUACAACACAACACGCCAGCCGCCGGUGGCCCAGAAGAAGCAUCAACUCUAUGGCAAGCGUGAUUUGCACAAGCAAACGCCCAGCAGUCUGCCACCCACAGCGCCGCCCGUCGCGGCCACAGCGCAAACGCAACAGCAGCAACAGCAACAGGUGCAGAGCAUCAAGUACGAAUACGAGGCGGGACCCACAACAUUCACGGGCAUGCAACGCAGCAGCGGCAGCGUGGGUGAGGCAGCUGCCAUGGCGCCUGCUCUGGCCAAGGAUUAUCAUCAGGCGUACGGCAUGAGUGCUAGCAGCGCCUUCACAGCCGAUUAUGGAGUGCCACGUGCUCCGCUUACGCCACAGGAUCUGGUGCAACUGAAUCACACUUAUGCGCUGCCACAUGGCACCGGAUCGUUGCCCCAGGGUAGCGGCUCUCUGACCAGACCUCAGGCUCGGGAUAAGAAGCCUGUGGCAAGCAGCAAACAGGCAGCGGCCAAGUCGAGUGGCAAUGCAACGGCUACGCUGGAGGAUGAGCAUUUGUCGCGGGACGAGAAGCGGGCACGUGCCCUCAACAUCCCAAUUCCAGUCGGGGAUAUCAUCAAUCUGCCCAUGGAUGAGUUCAACGAGCGUCUGUCCAAGUACGAUCUGAGCGAGAAUCAAUUGUCGCUGAUCCGCGACAUUCGUCGUCGUGGCAAGAACAAGGUGGCUGCUCAGAAUUGCCGCAAGCGCAAGCUCGAUCAGAUCCUGACGCUCGAGGAUGAGGUGAACACGGUGGUGAAGCGUAAGACGCAAUUGAAUCAGGAUCACGAUCAUCUUGAGAGCGAACGCAAGCGCAUCUCCAACAAGUUUUCCAUGCUGCAUCGCCAUGUUUUCCAGUAUCUGCGCGAUCCCGAGGGAAAUCCCUGCUCGCCCGCUGACUACAGUCUGCAGCAGGCGGCCGAUGGUUCGGUUUAUUUGCUGCCACGCGACAAGUCCAAUGACAACAGCACGUCGGCAGGUGCAAGCAAUGCGGUCUCUGCACCGCAGUCGUCGUUGCACAGCCACCAGGGACACCAUCAGGUGCAACAGCAGCAGCCGCAACAGCAACCACAACUUGUGCCACUGCAGCAGCAACAGUCGCGAUUGCCGCCGCAUUUGCAGCAGCAACAAGCUGGCGCCCAUCAUCAACUGUUGCCGCAACAACAACAGCAGCAGCAACAACAAUCGCAGCAGCAGCAUCAGCAUCACAAGGAAUGAAAGUAUCUGCUGCGAAUUGCCGCAACAACGAGUUGGUUGUCGAAUUUUCAGCAUCAACAGCAGCAGCAGCAACAAGUGGAGUGGCAACAUCAGCAGCACCAGCAACAGCAGCAGCAACAACAUUGUUACGAUUUUUACAAUAAUAGUUAUUUGUACUACUGAUUCAAUUGUUCGCCGUUGACGUUGCCGCAAUGUCUUAAUGUCUGCUGCUGAGGCGCAUUCAUCACUCUCUCUCAUGGUCUCUCCGGAUUUCGUUUGUUGCUGCUGGCUGCUGUCGCGAGCAUGACAAAAUGUUGCUGGCAACAUUUGCUGCAACUGUGCGAGCUGCAACACAAUCUGAGUUUCUGCAUGAAGCGCGACGUGCAACACGCUGUUUUGCACUCUCGCUCUCCCUUCCCUCACACCCCCCCACACCUUCACUCUCGCCCUCAUUCUUAUGGUUUUUUUUAAUACUUAUUUGCUUGUUAUUUAUUUUUAAAUUCAUUAAGAAAUUGCCUUUUAAUAAUGCCCUUUUGACAAAUUGUUAUAUUUCCCCCUAAACAACACUUCUCUUUUAAAAAUACGAAAGAAUUGAGCAAAUGUCAUUGAAUUGUGAUAAAAAUAAUUUGUUGAAGAAAUUUCAAAUUGAUUGAUUCGGCAAGCAACAAUAAUCGGGAAAAAGUCUUAUUUUGAAUUUGUUAUUAUAAUCAUCUCCAUACAAAAUUGAUCAUCAUCAUCCAAUUCAACUAUCAACGCGUCGUCCAAAAUGAAUAUGAUGCUAUCAACAGAAGAAAACCAUUUACAUUUACAUAAUAUUAGUCUGUAAAAUACACAUAAAACUAUGAGCACAUGUAUAAAUAAUUGUUAGUUACAAAAGUUGUAAAGGUUUGAAACAAAAAACCAAAAAAAAAUACUGCUGGACAUUUCAUGGACUCGCUCGUAAGACGCCUAGUUUUAAAAUACACACACCCAACACACAAACACACACACACACCCAAUACAUGUACACAAAGUAGAAUUUUAGGAAUUCUUGAGAGAAUUAGCGUAUUAUUUACUAAUUACAUGUAAGACUUAGCUCGUAAGCAACAAUUGUAAAUACAACAAACUUAGUUUAAUUAACUUAGCUUAUUCACUGUAAUCCACUCGGAGCAUUAGGCCAGAGCUAAAUGUAAAUUAAUAGUGUUAAAACAUGUCUAAGGAACAGCAAAGAACAUAAAAUCAAAUGGAAAAUCAAGAAAACAAAACAAAAACAAAAAAACAGAAAACAACGUUGGCAGCUAAAGUCCAGCGUAAAAAAAGAAAUAUUAAUAUUUAAUAUUCUUAACAAAAUGUCCUAUUGCAUAAAGAGAAUGAGAAAACCAGAACUUAUUUAUAAUGAUGUACACAGAUCAGCUACAAAAAAAAGAGAAAAAGAAAACAAAAAAAAAGAAACAUAAAGAAACAAAA
Messenger RNA from Drosophila sulfurigaster albostrigata, 6158 nucleotides. RefSeq names its product segmentation protein cap'n'collar (gene cnc). Gene Ontology annotation, cellular component: nucleus. Lineage: Eukaryota; Metazoa; Arthropoda; Insecta; Diptera; Drosophilidae. Gene Ontology annotation, molecular function: RNA polymerase II cis-regulatory region sequence-specific DNA binding; DNA-binding transcription factor activity, RNA polymerase II-specific. Gene Ontology annotation, biological process: regulation of transcription by RNA polymerase II. The record is from RefSeq and is a predicted model, not a curated record.